AUGGCCACCUUGAGAAAUCUGAUAGAGAAGAUCAAGAUCAGGAUGAUACAUCAAGAGAGUUUUUGUCUGUGUGCUUGUUAUCGCUCAGGAUGGUAUUAUCUCGGUCCGAAAACUGAAGUUGGGGACGUAAAUGAUGUCAGUCCAGCUGGAACAAGCGGAAGGAAGGGCCGCGUAACGUACAUGCCUAUGGAGCAACCGUGGAGCGCAGUGCCUGACUGCCAAGCUACUGCCAGAACAGCUUCAAUUCUUUCGGGUGAUCGGUCAUCUGUUCGCUCUGGGGUUCACUGGGGUUCAUUAAUAGAUUCCAAGUCCCAUGAUGGACAAGUUAACGGUAUCGGUUUUAGCUGGAUCAAAGGAACAGGAUGGGACGACGGUACCGACGUGUUAUUGGAGCUUAUUCCCCUGCGAAAUGAACCGACGAUGAUAAACGUACGCCGCAAGGAUGGAGAAUCACGAAUUCCAAUGCCUUUUAAAUCAAGAGUAACGAUAUCCCAGCUUUUUAGCCACCGUACUCCAUUCAAGGAGAUAACCACGCGAAUGCUUCGCGAAGAAAGUGUUACACCAUCGGGAGCAGAUUUCAGCAUCGCGGCUAUGCUUCUUAAUGCCGACGGCAUGCAAGCGCGUUCGCGUCAGACUCGCUAUGACAGCGCAGCGAAACGCCGGCUGGUAAACGAGCCUAAAGUUCCAAACCACCCUCUCCUCGCCAACUUCUUCGUCCACGAUCCUGGAAGGCAUCUAGGCCCCCAGAAGCUCCCGCCAAACUUUGUCCGGCAAAAAUCCCAAAAUCGGACCUCAAAUAUGCAACUUUUGUGGCUCAAAGUACGCUACUCGGACAAAGUCGCUUCGGGCCUCCCGGGCCCGGGCCCACACGGAACCGGCCGCCUGAAUCUGCUAUAUCCGCGGACUUCGCCGUCUAGCACUGAAGACUGAUUUUACCUGUUUUCGACAUGACUACAAAUUUUCG
Desarmillaria tabescens is the source of this 964-nucleotide messenger RNA. RefSeq lists its product as uncharacterized. The record is from RefSeq and is a predicted model, not a curated record. NCBI's taxonomy places the organism in Eukaryota, Fungi, Basidiomycota, Agaricomycetes, Agaricales, Physalacriaceae. The transcript has 6 exons. Bases 1 to 930 code for a protein of 309 amino acids.